Patiria miniata (bat star) is the source of this 1569-nucleotide messenger RNA. RefSeq names its product translocon-associated protein subunit beta-like. The transcript is spliced from 5 exons. NCBI's taxonomy places the organism in Eukaryota, Metazoa, Echinodermata, Asteroidea, Valvatida, Asterinidae. Gene Ontology annotation, cellular component: membrane; endoplasmic reticulum. The coding region runs from base 137 to 706 and encodes 189 amino acids. The record is from RefSeq and is a predicted model, not a curated record.
UGUGUUGGAGUAUGGUCGCGGUCUCACUGCAUUGUCUAUCUAUUGUAUUUUGCGACCUUUGACCUAUUGGUGUAACUGACCAAUCACAUCCCGACAUCCAGGCAUGUCUCUUUCUCCGUGCUGAGCAUACGACAAGAUGAGGUUGCUGUUUGUGCUUGGUUUGUUGUGCCUCGUGGGGCUUGGCUACUCCCAGGAUUCCGGAGCUAAGCUCCUGGCAUCCAAGAACAUCUUGAAUGAGUGGCUGGUGGAAGGACGUGACCUGACCAUACGCUACAGCAUCUACAAUGUUGGCAGCAGUGCUGCUCUGAACGUUGCCUUGGCUGAUGAAACUUUCCACGAUUCUGACUUCCGUGUCAUCAGUGGCCAGACCCGUGUACAGUGGGAUAGGAUUGCACCUGCCAGUAACGUGACACACACCGUGAUCCUACAACCAAUGAAGUCAGGCUAUUUCAAUUUCUCAUCAGCAACUGUCAUGUACCAACCGUCUGAAGAUGCCGAACCAAUAAUUGGCUACACCAGCUCACCAGGAGAGGAGGGUAUUGUGCCUUUCAAGGACUUUGACAGAAAAUUCUCACCUCACUACGUGGACUGGGGAGCUUUUGCCGUCAUGAUACUGCCCUCUAUUGGCAUCCCAUUUCUAUUAUGGUACCGCAGCAAAUCAAAGUAUGAGAACGCGGCACUGGCAGCCAAGAACAAGAAGCACUAGCAUCCUAUGCAACUCCAGUAGAAUUACCCAUUCCCCUCCCCCUCCUACUCCCCACCCUCCCCCACCCCCACCCCACCCCUGGCCCUUGGCCCGACACAAACUUCCUUUAGUAAACCUUUAACAUAUUGGAUCACCAAGAGGAAUAGCCCUUCGACGAGACAAAAUGACAUCACUGUGUUUUAAUCAUGUGACCCUUUGUAUGGGAGCUAAGUGGAGAUUGUAUCCUCUCGUCCUCACUUGGCUCCCAUAAAAAAAACAUUUAGUACAGUGUGAACAAAGCAUAGCUCAUUUUGUUUCAGGGUUUUUAGAGUGGAGAAGUCAUGGGAUAAACCUUUAGUAGUAGAUUUAGUAUGACAACAUUGAAUGUAGAAAAGUCACAAAUCGGUGUAGUUGACUCUCUUUACUACAAACACUGUUAAUACAAGUUCUGGUUAUAGCAAACAUAAAACUUUGGUCCGGACUGUGCAUUUAUGUGCACAGUGAAUUGGACCAGCACUCCACUUAGUACACAAUUCUGCUAUAACAAACAUUUUGGCUGGGUUUGUAUUAACGAGAGUCGACUGUAUUCACUAUGCAGGAUUUGGCUUUAUUAGAGUAGUCCUAAUCUCGAAAAAUAGAUCAAUAAGUUGAAUUAAUGGCCAGGGGUUAUUUAAAGAUACUACUAAUUUUGAUUAAGACAUUUUCGUUUAGACUACAUUUUUUUUGAUUUCCAUAUUUAUGUUUUCAGAACUGCCUUAUCUACAAAUUUUCAUAUGAAAUUUUACAUUCCUGUUGGUGAUCCAAAGCAUCUUUUUUGUCUAUUCUUCUGGAAUCAGCAUGGAUCAUGCGGAGGAUAUAAUAAAAGAACGAUGUGUUUUAAUAAA